Molecule: messenger RNA, 537 nt
Organism: Penicillium arizonense
Lineage: Eukaryota; Fungi; Ascomycota; Eurotiomycetes; Eurotiales; Aspergillaceae
Exons: 2
Coding region: 1-537 (178 amino acids)
Source: RefSeq, a predicted model, not a curated record
AUGGACUCGGUCGAGGUGAACAAUACUAUCCGAGAGACUAACACCAAGAAGGUCUUUGAUGUAUCUUGGCAUGGGCAGCCCGCAGUUGCCAAGUAUUUCCUGAACGAAAAGGUGACAUACGAGAAGAUUCACGAAAACAGCCCCAACGGCUAUCCCUUCUUUACUUCCCCAUACGCAGCAGGUAAGGUCUACUGUUCAUCCAAAUGUCCAGAUGGCUACAUCCUAGUCAUCACCAAAGUCAAAGGCACCUCAUUGGGACCGAGAUGGACCGAGACAUCUUUGAAAAACAAAGGGUUCAUAUACAACCAGGUUCAGUCCGCGAUAAAGGUUCUCAGAGCCAUAGGGAUUGCUUGGGCAGACCCUAGUACCCACAACAUCCUUUUUCAUGAAGACGAACAUAAGCCUUCUGUAUCAGUGAUAGACUUCGAGCUCAUCCAAUUAUGUGACGAAGAUGUGCCGAUCCAACCAGAGAUGAUAAUCAUUUUCGACCAGGACGCUGUACAGCACAGUGAAUCUAGUCGAUACUCAGGUGGCUAA